UAGAGUGUAAACAUUGGUGAAAAGAGAACCUUCUAGCGGGGAAGUUCAACACCAGCAUGAGCUCGAUUAGAAAAUAAGGUUAACUGGAGCUAGAAUCUACUGAACAACAAUGGCGGAAAAAAAUGAUCCAAAAGGCUGGGUGGAAGGUCUGGAAAUUUUUCCACCGGGAGAAGAAGAGCAGCCAGAAAGUUCCUCAUCAUCUGAAGGCAUACCUGAACCCGAAAGUAACCCAGUAUCUGGUGAGGUACUUGAACUAGAAAGUACCUUUUCACCAUCAGACUGCCUCCCUCCUGUCUAUGAACUUCCCAUGUCUCCACCACCGACCUAUGAAGAAGCCAAAAAUCAUUCACCAGAAGCUGCUAUAUAUCAACCCAGAUUUGAACCAAAAAACAUCACCCGCCCUAAGAGGAAAGACUUGUACAGGGAUGCUGUGAUGCCCGAAGAAGAAGUGGAGCUUAUACUAGUUGCACCUGUAUCUUCCAUGCAGCAAAUGCGCCCCAGGAGGAUACCUUAUGAGGAGGAAGCCCCAAUUGAUGAUGGGCCUACAAGGGAGGUAUACAAGGAGUCGUCACUGGAUGCAGCGCUGAGCCUGGACCCCAAAGAUCAACACAGAUUUCCUCAGGUGGUGCCUGACUCAGAUAUAGAGGAACUCCCACCAGGCCAGGAGGACAAAGCUACACCACAGCUCUCUCUCUCAUUUUCUAAUGAGACAAGUACACCGGUCGCUGAUGUUGAGGCUGGAAGAAGAAGGGAGAAAACAAGCGAGACGUUUCAGUGCAAUUCCUGUGGAUUUCUUAAUUCCGUCGUGACUAGUCUUGGUCGCUUCUUCUUACGGCGGACGGAAGAAGCCCGUGAAGGAUCUCCAGCUCGUUUGCUGAUACUGAUAGGAGCAAUUAUCGGAUUCCUCGGACUUAUUGUGUUCUUAGGGGUGUUCCCCAACAGUUUUGUGUAUGUGGAACACUACGAGAUUGCCUUGCUGAAGAACACGUAUACUGGGACUGUGUACCGCGACUAUACUUACCAUCCUGGCUGUUAUGUCCUCGGGCCUCAGAGAGAGUUUGUCAAGUUUCCAGGCUCUGCGGUAUUUGUAUCUCUGACAGAGGAUGUCUUCACCAAAGACAAACUUGAGAUAUCAAUCACUUUUCACUUUCAGUAUUUCCUCAGAGCUUCUGAGCUUGGAGAGUUACACAGGAAGUUUGGUCUCGACUACAAGGAUAUUGUUAAGAGUGUUGUGCGCAGCAAGGUUAAGAAUUUUGCAGCUGACAUCAGCCUUGAUGAUUUCCGAUUCAACAGGACUGAGACAGAAAAGCGUUUUUGUAAAACCAUCCAAGUCCGUCUUCAGGGUACGUGUUGUCCUGAGUGUUGUCCAAGCUGUUCCAACAAGACCAUAUGUAACCUGUGUGACACAACGUCCAUGUGUGAUCCCAUCUACCAUGUUGAUAUACGCUACUUUCAGCUAUCAACAGUCUAUAUUGCAAGUGACAUAUCAGAGAGAUAUCUGCGGUCCCUACUUCUCAAGGUGAGAGCUGAAGCAGAGUUCUUCAAACAAAACCACACAAUGAUUGAGAAGGAGACAGAGCGAAUGGUAGAACAGAAAAAAAAUGAAGCCAAUGAGUUGAUAAAGGGAGGUGAAGCGACAAGUUCUGCAACAAUGUUAGUGGCCGAGGCAAAGAGGGAGGCAAACAUAACAACUGGGUAUGCAGUGGCAUUAUGGACUCUGUACUAUAGACUGGGUAUCACUGAUAUGGAUCACAAGCUGUCGCUGAUGAUGGUACGGGCCUUUGAGGAUGUCAAUGUCAAGGGCAAUUUGUACCGUGGCUAUAACUAUGCCAACCAAACAAUUGCAACAAACUUUGGUAGUGGAUAGUUUCUUAGUGCUUGUAUGACACAAUAACUGGUGGCUAAAUAUUACAAAACUAUGCACCAGGUCUUGGAAUAAUUCAACAUACAACAUAAAAAGUUUUGAAUUUUUUUAUGUAAAUCUUCCUUCCCCAAACGUUUUGUUGUGAGAAUAUCUAUGAGGAGUCCUUAUUUCAGGAUUCAAAAGUUAAGAUUAAUUUCAAUAAAAAAAAUUUGACAAUAUUCCUUGCUCCAUAAACUUUACAGAAUUUUAGUCAAACAUUACUUGCCAUUUGAGUAAGAGAAUACCUAUCAGGAAUUUGUGUUUCAGCAAUCCAGCGUCAGGGUUAUUGUUACUGUUUAAAGCAAUGUGUCAUACAGUUUGUCCAAUUUAGAUGGAGACGAGGAAAUUCCUGUUAUGUUUUUGGGAUCUUUUCAAAGUUAUUGUACCUAAAUCAAAAUUUUCAGGUCAACCAUACUUUUAUCAAUAUAUUUCAUGAUAACCAUAAAGACCCCAUAUUAAAACUUGAAACUGUGUAAUUGUGCAUCCUUGUAAACCAGAAUUUACAAACCUACAUGUAUAUAUCCGUCGUCUUGUGUUUACUAAGUGAUUGAUAUACAAGUUCCUGUCUGUUUUUUAUUAUAAGAGAUGAUUAGAAUUUUUAACUAUUUUGUGUUGUUGAAGUUUUAUUUGUGUACGUUUUCUUCAAUAAUAAUUUAUUUUUUCUUUUGAUAUUUGACUUUUUUUUCUAAACAAGCUUUAACUAAUGUGAUGUUGAUUUUUGGACGUGAAGACCAUUUUCUCUGCCCAAGAAUUGGAUGAAUCCUUUUACAGUUUUAUAGCUGUUCGUAUUGACAACUAAUAUCUCGUCAUGUUAGCUGUUCGUAUUGACAACUAAUAUCUCAUCAUGUUAGCUGUUUGUAUUGACAACUAAUAUCUCAUCAUGUUAGCUGUUUGUAUUG
This is a messenger RNA of Ylistrum balloti, 2802 nucleotides long. RefSeq lists its product as uncharacterized. The transcript is spliced from 12 exons. Bases 110 to 1867 code for a protein of 585 amino acids. The record is from RefSeq and is a predicted model, not a curated record. NCBI's taxonomy places the organism in Eukaryota, Metazoa, Mollusca, Bivalvia, Pectinida, Pectinidae.